Molecule: messenger RNA, 282 nt
Organism: Penicillium coprophilum
Lineage: Eukaryota; Fungi; Ascomycota; Eurotiomycetes; Eurotiales; Aspergillaceae
Exons: 1
Coding region: 1-282 (93 amino acids)
Source: RefSeq, a predicted model, not a curated record
AUGUCCAGCUCUCCCGUGGAAGGGCGUGUGGCGCCGUCUGAGCUCCCCUUCGACCGAAAGCCCCGGCCGUCGACGGAAGGUGUGGCCCCCCGCCCCCGCCAGAGGCUGAGCCUCCAGCCAACUGGCACACGUCCGCUCCCCGCCAGAUCCCCGGCUUCCAACCCUCGCCCCUUGUCCUCCGCCCCCGGCCGAGAGGGCCGGUUCCAAAGCCGUGCCCGCCGAGGCCUCCCUCCAGGUCGCCGGCACUUCACCGUUUCCAUGGUCGCUGAGCCAACUGGCUAG